GGAUGUCAUAUUAACUUCCUGAGUUUGAAACUGACUUCACCAUAGGAUACGUCUCUGAUCAUUAUUUCAAAAUAUGUUGAAGUUGUAUAUGUGAUCAGAGGACUAGACACUGGUACGAUCGUACGACAACAUGCCUCUGAUACGAACAUCAAAGUGGCCACUGAGAGUUAUUGGAUGUAAACUUGUUCUAUUCAUGAUAUGUGAGAUUUCUCACGGUCAAAGCAUAAAAGGCCCAAGUUAUGUGACUGAAAACAGCAACCACACAUUUAGUUGCGAUUAUUCAACGUGCUCAGUCUCAGCCAUCACGUGCACAUACAGCUGGAAUUCAUCAUUAAUAACAUUACCCACAGACACAUCGAGCAAACACAUUACGUUGACAAGUAUAAGACGGGAGUGGAAUAACGCAAUAAUAAACUGCAACAUCAACGUAAAUGGGUCAUCUCACGUGACAGCUGCCACCAGAUUGAAUGUACAGUAUGGUCCAUUGGCAGCCAACAUACCAGUUAAAAGCCCGUACACAGUCACAGAGGGUAACACAACCUCCAUCGCAUGUCAAGCCCCAGCCUGCAAUCCCACAUGUACAGCCAAGUGGUUCAACGGUUCAACCCAAAUUCUUUCUACAACGCUGUUUGGUGAACCGGUCAGACGACACUUUGCAGGGUUCUAUACUUGUCACGUUUCUAAUUCAGUUGGGAAUCGGACUUCACAGCUUCAUCUCAUUGUUAACUAUGUCCCUAUUCUGCUUGGACACAACAGAACUUAUAACGUCUCCAAAGGCUACCCGCUGACCGUCACUAUUCCGGUUUCCGCCUGCCCAGCCGUCUUAUGGAAAGACAUCAAGAUUGGAGAUCGAUUUGUGAAUGACAAUAUCAUUGUAAAUUUAACGAACGGUAUUGAUGUCCAACAGUGCAUUGCAAGCGCAAUACAAACGUUGUCAGUGGUAAUCAAUGCGACGCAAGAAGAGCACUUCCGGAAUUUUACUGUCAAUUUCACGAACGCUGUUGAUACAACAACAACACAUUUCGCUAUUUUUCCACAAGGACCGCCCGACGUACCGUUACGGUUCGAUGAAAAAUCGACCACGUAUCAUAGCGUUACGUUCGUCGUCGAAUCCGGCUUCUUCAACGGCGGGGAACAAACGUUCGUCCUGCAGUACAGACGAGUGAACAGCGAUUCUUUAUGGGAGAACGGCUCUAUUGCUUACGUUGGCAAGGAGAAGAAUGUCGAAGUGGCAAUGACAGUGGACGAUCUUUCACCAGUGACCGACUACGAGUUUAGAGUCUAUGCCUUUAACGAGUAUGCCCAGAGCAAGUACUCGACUGUGGUUCAAAUCACUACUGCUCUACAUGUUGGAAUGGUGGUUGGAAGUGUAAUUGGCGGCGUUGCAGGCAUCGUUUUGAUCGUUCUGGUUGUGUACUUUGUAUGCUUGAAGCAAAAGCAUGAUAAAAAGCCCCCACCUAUUGUCCCAUUUACGAAUAUUCUCGGAGCUUUAGAAGAGGAGAAAAGGCAAGGGCACCCACAGAGCAAUAUGUAUAUGCAGUCUUCGACAGAAUCCGAAAAUGUCUACAUGAAUACAAAUACGACUAAAGUAACACCUUUAACAGUCGACGAUGAAGAGCAAUAUGUCAAUCAAGUUGGAGUGGCUCCAGACAGACAAACGUCUGUGGACAGUGAAGGGUAUCUAAAAGUUAAAGACCACUCAAACGACGAAGAUAACUAUAUGAAUGUCGCCAAGCAAUUGGCCGAAUCACAAAACAUAUCGGAAGAUAUGAGUGCGGAUAACCGCGUUUAUGAGAACACACAGCUAACACACAGGACUAUCAACUCACAGUUGGAACAAGGGGAUAUCAAUAUAACGUUAACAAAAAAUCCAAAGAAGAUCCCAUCUUUAGCCCGGUCUGCUAAAAGAAUUUCUUCAGACGAUGAAGAGGAUUACUUACAAAUGGAUUCACAAAUAAAACCAGCUAACAAUAUUAAUGUGAAUACCCAACCAACACCAAAACCAAAGAGGACGAAAGGGGACGAAGUUGAAGAUUAUUGCGGUGUCAUGGCAAUGGGGAAACGAAACAGCACACCAAAGUUCCAAGCCCCUGCUCCGCCCUUAAAAGGAACUGAUGAAGAGGACUACGAAAACACCUUUGCAAAGAGGAAAAAGAAGUCAUCUUAAACUAUUAUUCAAUUAAAUGUGUGUAUACAACGUAUAUAAUGUUUUCAGUGACCUUCAAAGUUGUUAGACGAAACUUACUUGUGUUGAAUAAUGUAUGAAAUUAGACUUUUGUCUAUGGGCAACGAUGUACUUCUAUGAGCGCCCACCACUAUCCCUGACGGUCAUGUUAAAGAAUUGUAAAUGUACUUUAAAACACGAGCUGUCAAGUGAAAAUACUUGUGAUAUCGGUAAUUCUUUAAUGAAUGAGUGGAUUUUGGUUUUGACAUGUUUCUAUUAUUUCGAUCGAAUAUCAAUAAAAACACGUACAUUUUUGUAAAAGUAUGCACUUCCGCAUAAUCAAAUCAAACAUGUAUUAGAUCUAGUAGUUAUGUUAUUUUUUCAUUUCAAUUAUAAAGUUUUUAUACAUGCCAUGUGUGUAAUAAUAUUUAUGCAAUAUUAAAUUUACUCAGACAUUGAUAUUCAAUUAUUGGUUUACGCUUUGUGUACUUAUUGUUAUGUAAAUACUUACGAGAAUCAUAAAUGCGAAUACAAAAUGUAUAUAACUCUUUUUUACAUUAAUUAUUUGGCUUAAUUCAUAACAAAAAACAUGUCAUCAUUUUAGCAAAUUUAAUAUACAAUUUCGCUUUAUGUUUCUUUAAGUUUGAUUCACCUAUAAUCGUACAUGUUUUAGUUAGAAGUUAUCUAAAAUAUCAAUAAGAAAUUUGGUUUGGCUAUUUACGAAUGAUUGUUUAUUACAUGCUUAUUUUGUACAUACGAAUGUUUUAAGUUGGAUCAUUUUCAACGGUAUUUUAAUAACAUCAUAAGAUACACGUCACUCUCAUGAUAUCAUUUUUAAUGUACCACGUACAAACACUAUUGACUACUUUUAAUUGAUGUCUAAUGUAUAUAAAAUUCCAAACCUGUGGUGGCAUAAACUUUAUUUAUAUAUCGGCCAUUGUUCUUUGUUCGUUUUUUUUUGUUUUUUUAAUAGUUGUCACAUAUACCUAUGACCUAGCAUCAUGAAUUAAUGAGUAUAAUGAUGUGUGUAGAAAGUAUUCUAUUAAACAAUUUGCUAAAUUUUAAGUUGAUAUGUCGAGCCUUUUUUUACGAAAUUCGAAUUGUAUAAGUCGUGCAUUAUAAUUUUAGUUGAGAGUAUAUUAAUGAAUAUUUAUAAUUAAUAUACUAUUAAGACUCUAAUUAUAUAAGGUAUUAGGUCCAAUGAUUUAUUACGUUAUGUUUGUAUCAUAUAGUCUGAUAAUAUAAUUCAUUAUUCGUGUAACUGGAUCUGUCUUGAAGUAUAUUUCUUUAUAAUAAAGGAUUGUGUUGAG
Molecule: messenger RNA, 3474 nt
Organism: Dreissena polymorpha
Lineage: Eukaryota; Metazoa; Mollusca; Bivalvia; Myida; Dreissenidae
Exons: 14
Coding region: 131-2167 (678 amino acids)
Biological process (GO): cell-cell adhesion
Cellular component (GO): cell-cell junction
Molecular function (GO): cell adhesion molecule binding
Source: RefSeq, a predicted model, not a curated record